AUGGAGUGGGUCAUGUCAGAACUUGUAAGAAACCCGAGAGUGAUGAAAAAGGCACAAACUGAAGUUAGAGCAGUGCUAAAUGGAAAGAAAGAAGUACGUGAAGCAGAUAUUCAAGAAUUGAAGUAUCUAAAAUUAGUGAUCAAAGAGACGAUGAGAUUACAUCCAUCACUUCCCCUGUUGCUUCCUAGAGAAUGUCGGGAAAGUUGCGAGAUUGAUGGAUAUGUGAUACCGUUGAAGACGAAAGUGAUUGUUAAUGCAUGGGCUCUUGCAAGGGAUCCUGAGUAUUGGCAUGAUGCUGACUGUUUUUUACCUGAAAGAUUCGAAGACAAUUGUUAUGAUUUCAAGGGAAGCAACAUGGAGUAUCUACCAUUCGGAGCAGGAAGGAGAAUCUGUCCAGGAAUUUUAUUUGGUGUCGCUAAUGUUGAGCUUCUUCUUGCAAGCUUACUCUAUCAUUUCAACUGGAAACUCCCUAAUGGGAUGAAUAUUACAGAUUUAGAUAUGAAGGAGAAAUUUGGUGCUUCCGUUGGGAGAAAGACGAGCUUGCAACUGAUUGCAGCCCCUUAUGAUCUCAAUUGCGGGGACUCCUAA
Messenger RNA from Lactuca virosa, 588 nucleotides. The record is from the annotation of a GenBank genome assembly. Lineage: Eukaryota; Viridiplantae; Streptophyta; Magnoliopsida; Asterales; Asteraceae.